Octopus bimaculoides (California two-spot octopus) is the source of this 1100-nucleotide messenger RNA. RefSeq lists its product as uncharacterized. NCBI's taxonomy places the organism in Eukaryota, Metazoa, Mollusca, Cephalopoda, Octopoda, Octopodidae. The record is from RefSeq and is a predicted model, not a curated record.
UGACAGUCAUUUCUACCUAGAAAACAGACGGGAUGCUGCAGUGGAAUUACCUUCACAAUAUUUUUCUCUUCUACUUCUCAAUGAAAUUUGGAAAUGGACUUGAAUAUCUGAAGUAUUUUAUAAAAGUACAAAACUGUGCUCUGAAAGACAGUAAAACAUUGAUGACACUUGACGUGGAUACCUUCAACUGUUCGAAGAAUUGUUUUGAAGCUUCUGUAUGUAAAUCCUUCGUGAGCAGAACGAUGAGUCCAAGCUGUAUUUUAUACGAAGAUGACUCAACAGAGAAAAUACUAAUAGACGCAACUAAUACCCAUUUUUAUCAGUUGAGAAGAUCUGUGCCGACCAAGUUUAGAGACGGAAGAUGUCCUGUGGAUUUCGUUUACAACGGUUAUGUUUUGGGUACGAAUGAUUUGGGUGUCACGUAUGGCAUUCAUUACAUGCAGUGUUUCUACGGAUGUGAAGCAGAACCAACCUGUCAAUCGUUUGACUACACCUUUCAUUUGAAAGCUUGCUACAUGUCAACUCAUAACCAUACCAAUGCAGGUUUGCGUUACCUCAAAGGUGACGUUUACACUGAAAUAAACAGAAUCUCUAAGGGACUACGAGGCAGUGACAUCAAACAUCGUUCUGAAGCUCUUUGCCUAGAGAUGCUGGUCGCUCAGUCCAUCAACAUCAUUAUGCGCUGGAUGGACAGGCAGGGUAAAUUACUCGGGAUAUGGUUUGGUCCACAUCUCCAAGUAGAGAAGCACUGGAAAGAUCAGGGUGACCAACUUUACUCAGAAAUUAGCCGAGCGGAAGUUAUCCUUGAAAGGUGGAGUAGAGGUGGCGAAUGCUUACAACAUUACCGUCAUACAUUGCCACCUGUGUUUCCGCUUCCUUUGGAAUUUACACGUUUCACUCGUCAUACGAUCCAUUUGCUGUCGACAACCGCUAGGUGGAAAACUGAGCACGCUGUGCCUGACGAUGAGCAGUCGGGCGCUGCGGUUGCGACAUCUCCAGAGUUUGAUUGGCGCUCACCAGGUGGGGUCGUCGUUUCUCAGACUCACUUUUCCGCAGCUCGUCUCUUUGGAAGAGUUACAAUCAUGCAGGAUCAAGAGUAG